Messenger RNA from Pipistrellus nathusii (Nathusius's pipistrelle), 1011 nucleotides. NCBI's taxonomy places the organism in Eukaryota, Metazoa, Chordata, Mammalia, Chiroptera, Vespertilionidae. The record is from the annotation of a GenBank genome assembly.
AUGUCGCCUUGGUCCGCGGCGCGGGCGGCACUGCGCGUCUACGCGGCGGGCGCGGCGGUGAUCCUGGCGCAGCUGCUACGCCGCCUCCUCGGCGGCUUCGCGGAACCAGUCUGUGCCCGGCAACCGGGCCGCGUUGCCAUAGUGACCGGAGGGACGGAGGGCAUUGGCCUGGCGACCUGCCGGCGCCUGGCGCUGCUCGGCAUGCGUGUGAUCAUCGCCGGAAACGAUGUCACCAAAGGCCACCAGGCUGAGAGGAGUCUCCGAGCGGAGACCGGGAACCCGGAAGUGGAGUUCUCCUACUGUGACCUGGCCUCCAUGCGGUCCAUCCGCGAAUUCGUCCUCAAGUUCAAGGAGAGGAACCUGCCUGUCCACGUGCUGGUCAACAACGCCGGCGUGAUGAUGGUGCCCGAGCGGCAGGAGACGGCGGACGGGUUCGAGCAGCACUUCGGGGUGAACUACCUGGGCCACUUCCUGCUCACCCUCCUGCUGCUGGACACUCUGGAGCGCUCAGGCCGGCCGGGCGCCCACGCCCGCGUGGUCUCCGUGUCCUCGGCCACCCACUACGUCGGCGAGCUCGCCCUGGACGACCUGCAGAGCAGAAACGGCUACUCCCCGCACGCCGCCUACGCCCAGAGCAAGCUGGCCCUGGUCCUCUUCACCUACCACCUGCAGGCCCUGCUGGACGCCCGGGGCAGCCCCGUGUCGGCCCUGGUUGCGGAUCCAGGCGUGGUGGACACCGCCCUCUACAGGCACGUCUUCUGGGGCACCCGGCUGGUGCAGAAGCUCCUGGGCCGCUGGCUGUUCAAGACCCCGGAUGAGGGCGCCCGGACCUCGGUCUUCGCCGCGCUGGCCCCGGAGCUGGAGGGCGCGGGCGGCCGGUACCUGUACGGCGUCCGGGAGGCGCGCUCGCUGGCCCUCACCUACGACCGGCAGCUGCAGCGGGCGCUCUGGGCCCAGAGCUGCCGGCUGGCGCGGGUCCGAGACCCGGCCACGGACUCCAUCCCCGAGUAG